AUGCAAGCAAGAAUAAAGAACAUGGCUUGGCCAUCCGCAAUCCCGGAUGAUGAAUGGGAGGAGGUAGCAGCUGGAAUUCCUAGCAAGUCCGAGCCAUUUAUUGCUAAGUUUGUCUCCGGCCGUGAAGCCCUUAUUAGGGAAGAGAAGAAACAACGAAGUGAUUACGCCUUUCGUCAAUCCCUCUCUCCUCUUGGCAAACACGCCGACCGCAUCGUUUCUAGGAUUCGCGCUCAUGAGGCCUCCACAAUAUGGAACUCUGGGCUCGAAGAUAUCCUCGCACAGAAGAUUGGUGGUAAUAUAUAUCCUGGCAUGAUGUUUUCCUUAGCCAAAGAGAGAAUGGAACAGACGCAGCUGUGGAAGAUCAUAAGGAAGAUGCCAAAAGGUGCACUACUGCAUGCGCAUAUGGAUGCGAUGGUCGACUUUGACUAUCUGUUUGGUGUCUUGUUGAAGACGAAGGGGAUGCAUAUUUAUUCUGAGAAAAGUCUAGAUACAGAGGAGGCGAGGGAGGGAGGCCCGGUUAAGUUCCGAUUCCAGAAGGUUGAGAGAGUCGAGGAGAAGUCGAUCUGGAGUUCUGAGUAUGUACCUGAUACUCCUAUUCUUCUCACCCAGGCGGCAGAUGCAUUUCCGAACGGUGGAAGAGCUGGCUUUAUUGCUUGGCUAAAGAGCCGCACUACAAUUACGAAUACUGAGUCUAUCGAGCAUCAUCAUGGUGUCGAUGCUGUAUGGAGAAAGUUCUCUUCAUGCUUUAGCAUUCUGAACAACAUUAUUUUCUAUGAGCCAAUUUUCAGACUCUUCAUGAGAAAGAUGAUGAAGCAGCUGAUAGAAGAUGGAGUUAAGUGGAUCGAUCUUAGACUUGCGUUCACAUUUCGAUAUUACAAGGAGGGACAUGAUGUUCCCGAAGAUACCUUCCAUGAAAUGUUCCGAGUCUUCGGAGAAGAAAUCGAAAAUUUCAAGAAGACUGAUGAAGGAAAGGGCUUUUGGGGUUGCCGCAUGAUUUGGACGGGGUUGAGGAUUCUCGAUACCAGAAAAAUGGUUGAGGAUAUGGAUGCUUGUAUCGCAAUCAAAAUAGCUUAUCCUCACCUCAUUUCUGGCUUUGACUUGGUGGGUCAAGAAGAUGCUGGACGACCAUUGAAGGAUGUCUUGCCUGAGCUCUUUUGGUUCAAAAAGCAGUGUGCUCAAGAAGGGGUCGACAUUCCCUUCUUCUUUCACGCUGGUGAGACCCUUGGAGAUGGUAGUGAUACCGAUGAGAACCUAUUCGACGCUGUCUUACUCGGCACUCGAAGAAUCGGUCACGGAUUCUCUCUGUACAAGCAUCCUCUUCUAGUUGACAUGGUCAAAGAAAAGAAGAUACUCGUUGAAAGUUGCCCAAUUUCUAACGAAGUCUUACGUCUAUGCGCCUCAAUUGUAUCUCAUCCUCUGCCAGCACUGCUAGCUCGUGGAGUUCCAUGUUCUUUGUGUAACGACGAUCCUGCGAUCCUCGGACAAGAUACAGCGGGCAUGACUCACGACUUCUGGCAAGCCCUUCAAGGCUGGGAGAAUCUUGGUUUGGCCGGUCUUGGUUCGCUUGCGGAGAACAGUGUUCGAUGGGCUGCAUUUGAGGAUCAGAGUAACGCAGACUGGGUUCAAGGUAUCAAGGAUGCCACGUUAGGUUCCGGUGUAAGAGCUCAGAGGAUGAAGGAGUGGUCUGUGGAAUGGGAGCAGUUCUGCCUUUGGAUUGUGUCCGAGUUUGGGACCGAUGCUGAUGAGGUGGACGAGCAAAAGUAG
Molecule: messenger RNA, 1764 nt
Organism: Glarea lozoyensis ATCC 20868
Lineage: Eukaryota; Fungi; Ascomycota; Leotiomycetes; Helotiales; Helotiaceae
Product: Metallo-dependent hydrolase
Exons: 4
Coding region: 1-1764 (587 amino acids)
Biological process (GO): inosine biosynthetic process; adenosine catabolic process
Molecular function (GO): adenosine deaminase activity
Source: RefSeq, a predicted model, not a curated record